Molecule: messenger RNA, 2349 nt
Organism: Hyaloperonospora brassicae
Lineage: Eukaryota; Oomycota; Peronosporomycetes; Peronosporales; Peronosporaceae
Source: the annotation of a GenBank genome assembly
AUGCCCGGGACGCCCCCGCUUCUCCCUCUCGAGGUGUCCUCCGCGUCCUUCUUCCGUCUCGAGUGCAGCCAUCCUCAGCUCUUCCAGUCCGAGUACAAGCGGAGCAAUCGCACGAAGGGCCUCAAAAUUCUCAGGUGCUUCCCACACUGCUGCCCUGAGCAUAUUGACCGCAGCUACUGCGGCACUUCUUUGAGUGUACGCGUAGAUUUAUCGGUAUCUCCAUCUGCCGCGUCGGCAGAGCCGCUGCCUUGUGAGAACAUAGCUGUCUUUGCACGCUUCGAGGCUGUGAAUGACGUAAGUCUCCGACCUAGCGAGUGCGUCGAGGUUGAAACGAUGGUGGCUGGGACGCAAUCCGAAGACAAUUUGGAAGGCCAGUGGGUCGAGGGAAUACGUGAUCGUCCGUCUGGACUGGUGACCACCCUUCGUGCUCCAGGCACGUCAUCUGAUGAACAGAUUUUGCUCGUGUUCCAUUUGAAUGGCAAACCGUUUUCCCGCUGGUAUUACGACUGGGAGAGCGGCGCCAACAAGGCUCAGCGAUUGAUGAAACAUGUCCUGAAGGCUUACGUCUUUGAGCACUGUGCUGUUGAUGCGAACGACGACUUUGUAAGCUUUACGAGCCGCCAAGCUUAUAAACAGCUCUAUCGAGUGCUUCACGUCGUGUCGUCACCAGAAUUCACCGUCAUUUCAUACCGUCGUGCACCUUCCGAUCCCUACCAUACCGCGCUCUUGCCGCCACAUUCGAUACCGGGGGAUGAAAUGCUGACGCAUGAAGAUACGCGACUUUCGCACACUUCAAUGGCUGUCAAGGUAGAGCCUUCACUCGCACAGACAGACCAGGUAACACUAGAGCGCUCGCCGGAGGUUCCAGCCCAACUUUCGCCAUCGACGGGCGUAUAUGGACAGAACAGCGCAGCUUUUCGUUUGGAGUACUCACAUGUGGUCAUCAUGUCAGUGGCAAAAAAUCUUGCACUAGCCUACUCUUUUGCCCGUUGGUUGCCAGUGAGCGCGUACUCCCCAAUUUUCGACGAGCUUGUUGAAGUGGCUAAACACAGCUUUCAAGAAGCAUUUGUGGAAGUUCCCGGCAAUUUGGGUAAGCUCAACAAUCUCAUGCAGCUUCUGUAUGAACACAUCCAAAGCCAAAAAGAAAAUGUGCUACAUUGGACGAAGGUUUCUCAACAGUUUGAAACAUUGCUACUAGUGCUGGCGCAGGGUCUAAAGUGGAUGUUCUCGAAAGAAACACGGACAUGGAUUCAUACUUUCCUCCGUCAGAAUGCCCGCUCGCUUCUCGACAAACGCGCUUUGCGUGCAUGUUUUGUGAUCUUCAUUCACAAACUACAAGAUCGCCUCGAGAAGCAAGUACUUGUCCACACAAAGCUGCGUUCUCUUGAAAACGUUGCCGACGAAGUCAUCGCAGUCGUCUACUCAAACUCGUACUUCCAUGCGCGACGAUCUCAAGUGCGCCAGAUCCUGAGCGGACAAGAUGUCAUAGGAUGGAAUGCUUUCGUGGCACAAAUGCGAGAGACAUACGUCAGUGUCUCAGGAUACCCUCGGGCACCUCGAUCACUUGCAAGACGUCAGCGCGGUCACGCUUGCGACAGCUCGAAUGGGCUACUGAGCCUCAUUGAGAGAAGUUGGAACACCGAGUGGAUCCUGGACGUGGAUGAGGUAUGGUGGCAGCCUAGCCAACCGGCUGUGAAGGCUGGCGAUGAUUACAGUGCCAACAGCGACAAGUUCGCCGUACCUGUAAACAACGCCGCCACCACCACCACCACCGAUGACGUCGCUAGUGACGAUUCGCUCUCGGUGUUGACAAUCUUCCAGCUCAUUUCGCAGAUACUGCGUCUAGAGUUGGUCUUGGACAUCCAAUCGAGCACGUUGCAUCUUCGCUCGAAGCUGAGCGUAGCAGGACCACUUGAUUUCAUGCGCGUAGUCUUGGACGGAAAAGAACGCACGUUUUCGCAGUUUCCAAAUGGAGUGGCGUCAGCCAUCAAUCCUGGCGCACAUGGAGACUACGUCGGCGAGAUGCGGGUUGAAGGACCCGAUCGACUCGUGGCGUAUCUGCAGAUUUUUAGCUGGUCUGUGUCAGGCGAUGACUCAUCCUACAACAUUUGUGCGCGGAUCGAAUGCUGGCACAGCCGUCGACUGUGCAUUAGUGGUGACGUUUUAGCAACCACUCUGUCUGGGGCUCUCGAAGAUGGUGGUGGGGCAGCAUUCUUUGGCGAAAUGCCUUUGUGGAAGAAGCAAGAGGCCGUUCUCAGAGCCCAUGAAGCCAGUCUACUGAAAGAUAGUUCAAGCGUAGGACCAUGGAGAGAAUUAGGCAAGUUUCGUUUGAGUUACGCGACGAUGUAG